Molecule: messenger RNA, 1834 nt
Organism: Suillus subalutaceus
Lineage: Eukaryota; Fungi; Basidiomycota; Agaricomycetes; Boletales; Suillaceae
Product: Pre-mRNA splicing Prp18-interacting factor-domain-containing protein
Exons: 7
Coding region: 42-1667 (541 amino acids)
Biological process (GO): mRNA splicing, via spliceosome
Cellular component (GO): spliceosomal complex
Molecular function (GO): pre-mRNA 3'-splice site binding
Source: RefSeq, a predicted model, not a curated record
UUUCAAGUUAUUCCUCACGAACCGUCCAAGGUCACAACAAAAUGGCUUCAUCUUCAGCUGUCGGAAAGCUUUCACGUGAGGAGUUUCGACGCCAAAAGGACCUCGAUGCUGCCAGAAAAGCUGGAACUGCUCCUGCAGCUCUAGACGAGGAGGGACGGCCUAUCAAUCCUCACAUUCCUCAAUACAUCUCCCAGGCUCCGUGGUAUCUUGACACCGGCGCACCGUCACUAAGCCAUCAACGUCGGCCAUUCGACGAUCGCUCCGCAGACAAACUCGACAACUGGUAUGACCGUGGUGCGAAAGCAGGACCUGCUGCAAAGAAGUACCGAAAAGGCGCAUGCGAAAAUUGCGGCGCAAUGACCCACAAGAAGCAGGACUGUCUUGAGCGUCCUCGGAAGAAGGGGGCGAAGUUCACGAACAAGAAUAUCCAAGCGGACGAGAUCAUACAUGACGUAGCGACGGGAUUUGAUGCGAAGAGGGAUAGAUGGAACGGGUAUGAUCCUGCAGAGCACAAGAAAAUCUAUGAGGAGUACGAAGCUGUUGAGGCAGCACGUCAGAAAUUGAGGGAGGAGGAGAUUGACAACCAAACAACAACAGAUUUGGCUGCGGUGCGGAAGGUGGCAAAAGCUGGAAAAAAGGAGGGAAAGGAGGCUGAUCCUGACUUUGAUGCUGUAGGACAAAAACUUGACACGAAGACUCGCAUUACAGUUCGGAACCUGCGCAUCCGAGAAGAUACCGCCAAAUAUCUCAUGAACUUGGACCCAGAGAGCGCAUACUACGAUCCAAAGACUCGUUCAAUGCGUGACGCUCCCAUGAAGAAUGUGCCUGCUGAGGAUGCGAAAUUUGCCGGGGAUAACUUCUUUCGAUUCUCUGGCGAGGCUCCUGAAGUUCAAGAACUGCAGCUUUUCGCGUGGCAAGCAGCAGCUCGAGGGAAUGACGUUCAUCUCAACGCCAAUCCCACGCAAGGUCAACUUCUUCACCACGAAUUCAAGGAGAAGAAGGAAAUGAUGAAGGAUGUCAACAAAGUCAGCAUUCUAGCAAAGUAUGGUGGCGAGGAGUACCUCGAACACGUGCCAAGGGAGCUGAUAAAUGGGCAAACGGAGGAUUAUGUGGAAUAUUCGCGGACUGGCCAAAUUAUUAAAGGGAAAGAACGCGCUAAAGUGCGGUCAAAGUAUCCAGAGGAUGUUUACGUCAAUAAUCAUACGGAUGUAUGGGGCUCGUGGUACGACCUUUCAAGUAGUACCUGGGGAUAUGCGUGCUGCCAUUCAACCAUCCACAUUUCAUAUUGCGCUGGUGAAGUGGGCAAGGAAGCCGCACAGGCCUCAACGGCCCAAGCCUUGCUUGCAUCAUCAAAUGCUCAAUCAGAGCCCUCUUCCCAGAACAACGAGGCGAGAGCCCGAAUAGAGCAGAAUUACUCGAAGAAGCGAGUAGGCGAAGGAGACGUCUCUCUCGAUAAGGAUCGAUUAGCAGAGGCCAUCAAUGAGGAGAAGAAGCGGAAAGGUAGAGGAGAUAAGGACGAUGAUCGAUCUAGCAAGAAGAUGAAAGGCUUGCAGAGCGGUAGCCACGAUGUUACUGAGGAGGAGCUCGAGGCUUAUCGAAUGACACGCCGGAAUGCUGAAGAUCCCAUGGCAAACUACGUGGACAGCGAAGAUGUAUAUACGCGAUGAUGUAUUUUACCUUGCUUUCUCCUUGCUCUCUCCUAUUCUUUAAUUUGUAGCAUAUUCUUUGCAUCCUGGACACAGAAAGACUAACACCUGUUUUGUAUUUGUCGAACGGCAUUGUUUGGGUCUACGUUAUUCCCAUUUGGUUCACACGAAGUUGAACAACAAGCGAA